GAUAUUUACUGAACAAACAUCUUUGUCCACUCCUCUGAUGAGCGAUUUACACACAUUUACCCUGAAAGUAAGUGACAAACAGGCGCGUACAGGUGGAUAUAUUUAUUUGGGGGGUUUUCUUGAGUAAGAAGGUGAAGCCGGUGUCAACAUGGAGGACUGCGGCUUCCAGAGCCAGCUUGUGUCCGUCAUGGAGGUCCUGGCUAAGGCAGCUGUGGCGGAGAUAAACCGGCGUGUGGAUGACAGCUGCGCGGUGCUCCGGCUGGAGGUGAGCCAGAGCCGGCGGGACAUCGACCUGCUCAAGAGGAGGACGGAGGUGAUGGAGGCAGAGCUGAGGAGGACCAGGAUAAGAGCCAGGAGGAAAGUGUUUUAUCCUCCAGCUGCUGAGAGAUUCUCUCCUUUAGUUAAAGUUGUGCUGAACAAAGGGAGACCGAGCACUGACUGGGAGGCUGAGGCUCCAAGUCAACCCCAGCAGUGUGCAGACGUAGAACCUGCUAAUGAAGCUGAACACAUCCUGAUCAAAGAGGAGUGUGCAGAGGAGGACAUGUGGAAAAACGACUCGGAGGACAAACUGAUGUCUGAAGCCGAGCAGCCGACAUGUUUCGAUGCCUCACAACCUGCCCAGACUGACAGCUUUGUGGAGCGUUACCACUCGGCCGAGAAUGCGGCCGACCUUGGAUCUCUGGUUUCCCCAACGGACAGCUACAACACUUUCUCAGAGCAGCAGCACCACCACCACCACCACAGAGUAAACACAGAGGCCGAACUUGUGGUGAAACACGAGAAUGAGGAAGAGCCCGAUGAGAACGCAGCUCCUCUUGAUUCAGCCGAAAAGUUUGUGACAGAGGAAGGUGACGAACAGCUGUGGUCAUCCAAUAUGUGCAGAGACGCUGUUGAUGCAAGCUUCUCGUAUGCUGAGCAGCAGUUCGAGCCAAUUCCCUCUGCGUUCCCGUCCCAAAGCGGGGUGCAUUUGGAAGACAUGGUGCCUCGAAUUCACUCUGUAGGGAAAUCAUAUUCAGCCACGGCGAGUUCAGCACGCGUGAAAAGACGAGCCAGAGUGUUUGGAUGCAAGAGACCGCAGCCAGACGAAGGACACGGUGCUUUAUCUCAGAUUAACACCAUGGAUCAGUGCUUGGUUCCUCAGCAAUCACAGCAUCAAUUCACAGAUUCUCCUCAAGUGAGAAACCCAAGUGAGGAUUUGCCCCCGCCGAACCCAGCUGCCUCUUCUUUCUGCCGCAGCGGCUUCGGGCUGGCGAGGAGAAUGAGGACGCCCUGGAGGUCCGGCAUCGGCGAGAAGAGGUUCAGCUGCACGUACUGCGACAAAAGCUUCAUGAGGUUCAGUCAGCUCAAAGAGCACCUGAGGAGCCACACGGGGGAGAAACCGUACAGCUGCCUGCAGUGCGGCAGGAGCUUCACCAAACAGUGCAAUCUCAUCAGACACGCGGUGGUUCACAGCGGGGAGAAGCCGUACGAGUGCUCGCUGUGUGGGAAGUGCUUCACGCAGCGCUCCAGCCUGAAGUCCCAUCAGAAGACGGCACACUGACUGAACACGGUUUCAUUUUAUACAUCUGUGUUGAGUAAAUUCCACGUUUUUUUUUUUUUUUAAAAGUCUUCACCUGCAGCAUGGAAAAUUACAGAUAAAACGGUUAAGUUUAAUUUUAUUAUUUAUUGUUGGGGUUUUUCAGGGCUGCAACUAACUGUUUCAUUAUCGAUUCAUAGGCCAAUCAUUUUUUUUGAUGAACCGUUUAGUCUGUAAAUUGUCCGAAAAUAGUGACUGUCCAUCCCCGUUUCUCAAGGUAAAAGCUGAUGUCCUUAAAUAUCGUUUUGUCAGUUAAAAACCCAAAGAUAUUCAGUUUAAUAUGAUAAAAAUCUCCAUAUUCGAGAGGGUGAAAAAAAAACAGCAUUUUCUGCCAUUUUUGCAUGACAUAUUACUUUAUCAUUGUACUGUAAUUCACUCUUAAACAAAGCUUUGUGGGACAAGCCUGAGCUGUAUUACCUCUAAAUGAUAACGUCAGUCUGGAAAAAAACUUAAUCCAGUCAAACUAGUUUAUAAACAAAAGUGAAGCUGAUAUUAACCCCAGUUUCUGCCUUUGCUUCAUUUGUACCAUAUCAAACAAGAAAAUUUAAAAAUGUAUAAGAUAGAUUUUAUCAAUGUUGUUUUCCCUUAUUUCAUGUUUUCAUACAUGAUGUUUGCCUCCGUCAGCAGACCUAGUUGCACUUUGCAUCCAUGUUGUUUAGACAGUCUCUGUUCAGUUAUGGAAUAAUAUUAUAAUAUUAUUAGAAUAACGGCCAGGAAAGUGUAUUUUCCAAAACAUUAAGUCACAGUGAGGUUGACCUUUGACCUUUUGGAAAUAAAAUGUCAUUAUGUCAUCUA
Centropristis striata (black sea bass) is the source of this 2371-nucleotide messenger RNA. RefSeq lists its product as uncharacterized. Lineage: Eukaryota; Metazoa; Chordata; Actinopteri; Perciformes; Serranidae. Gene Ontology annotation, biological process: regulation of transcription by RNA polymerase II. The record is from RefSeq and is a predicted model, not a curated record. The coding region runs from base 149 to 1540 and encodes 463 amino acids. Gene Ontology annotation, molecular function: DNA-binding transcription factor activity; RNA polymerase II cis-regulatory region sequence-specific DNA binding. The transcript is spliced from 4 exons.